Messenger RNA from Fonsecaea monophora, 594 nucleotides. RefSeq lists its product as hypothetical. The transcript has 2 exons. Lineage: Eukaryota; Fungi; Ascomycota; Eurotiomycetes; Chaetothyriales; Herpotrichiellaceae. The record is from RefSeq and is a predicted model, not a curated record. The coding region runs from base 1 to 594 and encodes 197 amino acids.
AUGGACCAGCCGUUGGGUUGUGCAAGAGCAGACGCAGUGAACAAGAACAAAGUGCACCAGCACAAGUGUCAGGAACAAGUGCCUGAGGCACUGUGUCAUCCUCCUUCACGUCGCCACGAUCAAUCCCCUGAAGAAGCUGCUCACAUGGAAUCUCCGCGGAUCCGCCACGAGCAGACUGACUUUGGCGGUGCGAUUGUGAUAACGGCCUCGGAUCUAUACCCAUCGCUCGGAGCGUCCACCCACGUCAGUCUGACACCUUCGACUGUCUGCGCUCUGUUGGAAGAUUGCUUCAUGCGUUCUUUCCCACUGUUCUGCCUCGCAGUGAUGUUCCGUUGGAGGCCAAUGCUCUCAAGCGUACGAUUCAAUGGUCUUACCAGAACCUGCGUCGACUUCGGAUCCAGCAUUGAUCCGACAUUCGCCUUUAUAGAGACUACUGUCCCUCAGAGGCCCGACGAUGCCGAAGCAAGAAGCCCUGCUGAAACUGCCGGCCACCGACAUCCGAAGGAGAAGGUGACAGUUGGCGGCUACAUUGAAGAAACUGUCCUGCUCCUCUCGCCCGUUUUGGCUGGUGAUGGAUGUGUCGAACAAGGUUAG